Molecule: messenger RNA, 832 nt
Organism: Drosophila ananassae
Lineage: Eukaryota; Metazoa; Arthropoda; Insecta; Diptera; Drosophilidae
Product: glycine-rich selenoprotein
Exons: 3
Coding region: 141-461 (106 amino acids)
Biological process (GO): calcium ion transport; endoplasmic reticulum calcium ion homeostasis
Cellular component (GO): endoplasmic reticulum membrane; Golgi apparatus
Source: RefSeq, a predicted model, not a curated record
UGUCAUGGGCUUGAUGGAUAUCGAUAUGUCCGACACUCUUUGCCAUCUCUAAAGCACGUCAGACUUUGUAUACAAAUUGUUUAAAUAUCAUAAGAAGUUGCAGAAGACCACCAAUUCUGGGCGGAUUAUGAGGCAGCAUAAUGGUGUACAUCGACCAUAAUGGCCGCGUGUGGGAGAAACGACCCUGGGAUUGGAGACGAGUAGUUGAAUUGUUUUUUGGGAUAUGGUUCGCUAUCAAGCAAUUGUUUGCAAGCUUCCUUGCCCCUUUCAAUAGCAACGACAACUCCAAUUCUCAACGCAGAAAUAAUUGGGACAGGUGGGGUGGUGGUGGAGGCGGAGGCGGAGGUGGAGGUGGAGGUGGCGGAGGUGGAUACGCCGGAGGCAACGGAGGACUAAGACCAAACCGGCGAAUAGGACGAAUUCAGACAAUGACCUGCAAUGCACCUGCUGCGGGCGGGUGAGGAUAGUAGCGAUGUCCAGUCCCACUUAUUGGGCGGAUGUCGCGCCAAUCCAAAGACGAUCUUGUUAAACUGCAUCACUAUUGACCCGGACAUCGCGUUCCAUUUCGUCCCUGUGGCGUUUAUGACGCAGUGUUCCUAAACUCUAACCUGAGCGGAGUACUGCCGAACAAUGGAUCCUUGAUUUCUGGGUUGCAGUUGCUAGGUCGUUUACCUUUUAACCACCUUGCGUGGUUAAAUCUCAAAUUUUUAUAUCGGAUAUUUACUUUUUUUAUUGGUUUUGUACAAUAUUAGCAUGAAUUUAAAUGUACCUUUGCAAUAGCCUAUAAAUGUUUAAAGUUUAUAAAAAUAAAAUUAUGUUAAAACUUUUGAAA